This is a messenger RNA of Nelumbo nucifera (sacred lotus), 1291 nucleotides long. NCBI's taxonomy places the organism in Eukaryota, Viridiplantae, Streptophyta, Magnoliopsida, Proteales, Nelumbonaceae. The record is from RefSeq and is a predicted model, not a curated record.
CAACCCUGAUUUUGAUGAGAGAGAGAGAGAGAUCUUUCCUCCCUACCAAAGAGGGGGUACUGACUGCACCAACUCUACCAUUGAAAGUAAAAAGUAAACAAAAGCCUCUCAUAAAGAAAAUGGUCCUAGGAUUUCGUCCUGGCCUGCAGGCUGCAGCUUCUACAGAUGAGUAGUAGAUUACAUAGUGAAAGAAGAGACAACAGAGAAAGAGAGAAUCCUGCCAAAACAGAGGAAGUUGAAGCAAUAAAGCACCAAUUCUCAUCGUCGUCUCUUUUGCUUGCUUGGUCCCUUUGUCUGAUCUCAAGAUAGGAAGAUAGAUAAAUAUCAGAGGAGAACAGAUAAAAAAAAAGGCCUAUUCUAACACUAUCAGAGCCACAAAUGGUGCAAGGGAAUCCUAUUACCAAGACAAAGAAGUUCUUACGCAAUACCAUCCAAAGCUUUAAGUCCCUAUUCCUAUCUGGAGGUGGUGGAGGGUACGAAAGGCUGCCCAAAUCACCUCCUUCCAAUCCUUUCUCUUGCGCUGGUGAAGAUUCAAUAAUAACCCAUCAAAGUUUCAGAGAAUUGGAUAAAUUUUACACAGACUUCACCAAGCAAUGGGACUCCAAUCAAGAUAAGGCCAGGAAGAAAAACAAGAAGACAGCCAUGGCGACCAAAGAGCCCAUGAAGGAAGGAGAUGUCUACAUUAAUGGAAGCUUCAUGAAAUUCGUAAAACAGAGCACUCCGGCCAAGAGCAAGAACGAAGAUAGAAGGAAAGAUAACGAGAAGAGAUCGAUAAUUAGAGCCAAUGGAGGACGAAAACAAGGACAAUCAUGUUCUUCUGGUGUGAGAGAGCGAGGGAGUUACUUGAUGGCGCAAAAGCUGAGGGAGCUGGAGAUGAUGGACGUGAACGAUGUAGAUCAUGCCCUGGACAUAGAAGAGGUAAUCCAUUACUACUCUCGUCUUACAUGCCCGGCUUACCUCGACAUUGUUGACAAGUUCUUCAUGGAAAUGUACUCAGAAUUGUUCACACCGCUGAGUUGAUAAGAAUAAUCCCACCGCAGAAUUCCUAGACUUUGGUUACUGAUUACUUGGUGUAUCUUGAAUCAGUCUCUGUUUCUCUUGUUUUCAAAUAAUAGAAUUGAUUGGUGCAUUUUUCCUGGAAGAGAGAAGCUGCAAGCUUGUGGGGAUCUGUGAACAUUACAGUUGCAACAUCUUUGUUUGCUCAUUGGUUCAUUUGCUAGAUAGUUUACAGGGAUAAUGAGAUUAAUUCUGCCUUCGUUGUGGAUCAGAAAUCUUCUUGGUUUCUUUUUUU